AGACAGCCAUUCGUUGGAUGAGACAGCAGGAGUUGACGACGCCUCUUAGCUCACAGAAUGAAUAUGGAGCCCCCUGAAAAGUUUCUCACUUGAUUCGAGUUGUACCACUAGCUAAUAUCUCGGUGCCUGCUUAAUGUUAUUCCUUAUUGUCGAGACUGGUGAACGGUAGUUGGAAGUAAAUAGACGUUUUUGCUCUUAAAAGAAGACAUGUUGGUGAUAGCUAGCUACAGUUAGCUUUAGCGGCUAAUCAGCUAAAGGGGAAUGUGUGGCAACUAACUAGUGCAAUGGAACGCCCGAUUUGGAAUUCGUCGAGAAACACUUGUAGUGAGUCAACUAGGACGAAGAUUAUAGCUAAUAUUGAUGUCUAAAACCAACCACUACAAACAGGGAACAAGUCUAAUUUGCCGUUUACGAUACUUUUUGCUAUUAAAGAAGUUGGGAUUGCUGCAAGCGACCUCGAGAGAAACCAAUUGGAGGUCCUUCUUUAUGUGGAGAAGAGGGAAAAGAGCCGUCACCGACCCUGUUUAACGGAAGAGGGGUUUAAAAGUAAAAAGGAAACGAUAGAAGAAAGACCCCUGUGAAUCUCCUUGCUUUCCAUAGCCUACUGUGGUUAAAGUUGUAGGACAGACUCACUGUUUUUAACAGUGUGUCAAUACACCGGGAGGGUCCUCAUGCUUCCACCAACUAUGCAGUGAGGGUGAGCUGGCAGUGUGCCCCCUCUCACCAUGCUGGCUCUGGGCAUAGAGCAGGGGAAAGGUAGAGGGGGACGGGGCCGGGCUACUCUGGCCUGGCAGGCCCCAUCCUCAGUGAAGUCUCUAACCCAGGACCCAGGGAGGCCUACUGUGGCCUGGCAGGCCCCCUCCUCUGGGGAGCCUCUAACACAGGACCUAGGGAGGCCAGGCCUCAACAUCAAGCAGAAGAUUUCCCAGUGGGAAGGCCUCUGUCAACCAAACGGUGAUGGGCAUACCGAAAGGGUCAAAGAGCAUGCACCAGUUGUAUCCCGAUCUCUUUCAGGGGAUGUCCUGGGUAACGGAGUAUGUAGCGACAGUUUGAGAGGUGGACCUCACUGCAAAGCCAACCUCUCUAAAGCCAGAAGCCUGGGUUUGGAUUUCAGGGAAAACCUACAAGCACGGUGCGGACACAAGGGCAUUGGCAGAAAGUCGGAUGCCCCUCAGAAUCACAACAGUUUCAGUAAGACUUCAACCACAAUACCAGUGUCCAAGCCAUUCACAGCGCCUUCGCAAACUCUUACAACAGACACUACAAACAUCUUCCAAGUAGAAAGGAUCAUCCCCACCAAUGGUGAACUGAAGGUGGGUAAUGUGUUGGAAGUUAAGUGGACCAAACCCCUAUGUCUGUCUGUGGAUGACCAUGGAGAGAGCCUGCCACCAGGGAAUUUCUACACCUCAAGGGGCUUCUGGCGGAGGCUGGAGGGAGAUGUGUUGUUCUGGGAGAAGGGAACAAAUACCUCAGCAGAGCCUCAGAGUGUUGUGGGUCCAGCGACUCGCCCUCCACCAAAACCACAACGGACAUUUCAGUAUCAGGGAGCGGACAGCACCCCAGCAAACUGGGUCCAAUGGGACAGCAGGAUUCCAUCUGUCAACCAAUCCAACACCAAGUGCAGUGGCAUAGCCCAAACACCUAGCUUCCCAGAACCCCUGUGUCCUGUUAGCCGUGGCAAUGGAUUUUCCAGACACAGAAAGAACAGGAAGUCCUUUGAGUUUGAGGAUGUGGUGCAGUUGACAGCGCAGCAGGGUACACUGGGAAGUGGGGCCAGGCGCUCCGGCCUGUUCCACGCCUUCUCUGACGACAACAUUUAUGAGGACAUUAUCUCUGGACCCUUGACCAGAGACAACCCAUAUGAGGAUGUCAAGCUGGCUCCUACUAUGUGUCUCCCCAUCAGGCGUCCCCGACCCUGGAACAUGGCACAGAGAGAGAGCCCUUGCACACCAAAGCUCCCUCCCAAGCCUCUCACGUUGUGGGUGGAGAGGAAGGAAACACUGGCAGCGACACCACCCACCCCUACCUCCCCUACUGAAGCCCCCCACAGAACUGCCUUUCCCAGGCGACCCACAACCACCCACAAAACAUACAGACUGCCUCAGUAUGUCAAUAAGAUUCAUGUGAUCUUUGACGCCAAGCGAGGGAGAAAGAGAGUGAAGAGCCAGGCACAGGGCGGUUCAGCUCGAGAGGAGACCAGUGGAACUGAGAGUGACCCAGAGGACAACACUAAUGGAGGGUCGAGACGCUCGGUCUAUGUCCAGUCCACGCUGAAGCGGAGGCCAGGCUACCGCACCCUGGAGAGGGACCUGAUCCAGCUCCAGCAACAGCAGCUCUUCCAGCUCUUUGUGGUGGUGUCACUCAGAAAGAGUUCCCCGGGAAACACCUAUGCCCCUGAGAUCACGCAACAGUUUCCCAACAAGUUUGCGAAGUCUUCUCGUCACUCCCGUGAAGCUGAAGAUCGGCUGAAGGCAAUCCCCAAGUUUUGCUUCCCAGACUCUCAGGACUGGCGGCCAUCUGGAGACCUGCCCAGUGAAACUUUCUCUUUUGUCUUGACGGGAGAGGAUGGCAGCCGUUGGUUUUGUUACUGUCGUAAGAUCCUGCCCUGUGGAAAGGGGAAGAGACUGCCUGAAGUUCACUGUAUUGUAAGCAGACUGGGCUGCUUCAACCUGUUUGCUAAGAUCUUGGAGGAGGUAGAGAGGCGCAGGGAGAUCUGUCCUGCCCUGGUGUCCCCCUUCAUGCGUAGCGUCAUGGAGGCUCCUUUCCCCGCCCCUGGACGCACCAUCACAGUCAAGAGCUUCCUCCCAGGCUCAGGAAAUGAGGUGCUGACUCUGUGCCGGCCGGUGGACUCGAGGCUGGAGCACGUGGACUUUGAGAGCCUGCUGCAGUGCCUGAGCGUUGGGAGACUCUUGCAGGUGUUUGCCUCUCUGCUACUGGAGAGGAGGGUCAUCUUUAUCGCUAACAAACUCAGUGUGCUGUCUCGUUGUGGCCAUGCUGCGCUGGCGCUGCUCUACCCGUUCACAUGGCAGCAUACCUUUGUGCCUGUGCUACCCGCCAGCAUGCUGGACAUCAGCUGCUCUCCCACUCCCUUUCUCAUGGGGGCGCUGGUGCCCUGCUUGCCCGAGCUGCUGGAGCUGCCCAUAGAGGAGGUACUUAUUGUAGAUUUAUGCGCAGACAAGUUUGUCAAACAGCUUGGUGAUGAGGACUGUAUCUUGCCCAGUAAGCUUCAGGCUGCACUGCAGCAGAUCCUGGAGGAGAGAGGGCAGAUACUACGGCAAGACGGAGACUGCACAGGCCAGCAGUGUGAGCUGAGCUCCCUGGUGUCGGAGGCCUUUGUGCAUUUCUUCGUGGAGCUAGUGGGCCACUACUCCCUCCACAUGGGUGCCAGCGGGGCCCGGGAGCUGCAGAGGGAGAGCUUCUGUAAGUCCCACCCCUCCCGUGGGGCCCGCCAGUUCCUGCAGCUCUUCAUGGACACGCAGAUGUUCUCCGGCUUCAUCCACGACAAAGAGUUGCGCAAGGGAGGGGGCAAAGGGCUUUUUGAAGUUAGAGCUGCAGAAUAUUUGGCUUCAAACCCGGAGUCUGAAUCUAGCGGGUUCCUCAAGGGACUCAAGGGAAUUGGGAUGAAAUUCCUACAGAAGAAGUGACAGACUGUCAGCAGUCUGGUUGAAAAUGCUUCUGUAAGAGAGGAUGAGAGCCAUCUGCCGGAUUGGCUGAGACACAUGUGCUAUGAUAUUACAGCUAUAUAGAUAUGUACAUGAUUCGACCAGGACAUAACGGUGUUGGGCACAGAGGUCCACAGUCCUAGGUAGAGGGCUCUCUGCUUCAGACAUGACCAGUCUCUUCGUAUUGCCCUGAAUGCAUUCCAAGCCUGAGUGAAGUGCAAUUGUAAUUGGAGGAAAACUGGAAAUGUGCAUUUAUGGCCAAACAAACUUCGAUGAAGACUUUUGAGAUGUCAGAGGAAAGGCAGGAGCAAACGCUAUGUACUUGUGAAAUCUACACAGAACAUUUCAGCUACAGGACUCGGUAUUAACUUAACAGAUGUUGUGCCAUGAUAAACUAACCCACGCAUUUUUGUGUUUUUGCUAGUCAUUUCUUUAUGUUUGUUUUAGUCAAGUCUUUUAAGUGUUUGGUCUACAUAUUAUGGAUAUAAUGUUAUUUUUAAGUUUAGUUUUGAACUCGUGUCUAGUUGGAAAUUAAUAAGUAAGGCUACUUGAUACCCUUCUGCACUCUGCUACAGAACAAUGUAAGAAUAAUGAUUUUUAUUAUGUGCAUGAUUGUUACUUUAAAUAUGACAUGACAUAUAUAUAUUUUUUCCAAUUGAGGUUAAUGUAUGUUGUCCCUGACAUUUUGAUGGCCUUGACAAAUCUUCCAAGUAAUAAUGUUUGGAUCAUUAGAAUAAUACAUUACAAUUUACAUUUCUCACCGAGUUUGAAUUUUGGAUAGCUUAUUCUGUAACUAAAUAUUUUGUUUACAAUA
Messenger RNA from Oncorhynchus tshawytscha (Chinook salmon), 4476 nucleotides. It is a transcript of the gene dennd2c, whose product is annotated as DENN/MADD domain containing 2C. The transcript has 19 exons. The record is from RefSeq and is a predicted model, not a curated record. NCBI's taxonomy places the organism in Eukaryota, Metazoa, Chordata, Actinopteri, Salmoniformes, Salmonidae. The coding region runs from base 726 to 3644 and encodes 972 amino acids.